Messenger RNA from Aureobasidium musti, 876 nucleotides. Lineage: Eukaryota; Fungi; Ascomycota; Dothideomycetes; Dothideales; Saccotheciaceae. The record is from the annotation of a GenBank genome assembly.
AUGGAGAAGAGCGCAGCUAUUACCAACCCUCCCGCGGUCAGAUGUGACAGUGCCAGGCAUACCGACCCUGACCUCCCAGCCUAUUCUCAGGCCGGUUCAGACACCACAGUCGACCCUGCAACUGUAUCGCGCAUGCGCUCCCAUUCGAGGACAACCUCAGAUAUUCCAGCUUAUUCCGAUGCCGCGCUAAACACAAACGAUCGACCCGUCUACAACUUCGUGCGGGCCUCACUUAUCAGUUCAAAACUCCUUGUCCGUAGCAACAACAUCGACAGAUAUUGUUUCGUCACCGACCACGGCUCGGACUCAAAAGUCUGGAUUCAUGCUGGAGCUUCAAAAUCAAAUAAAGCAUUAGGAUGUCUGUCGUUUCCGGAGGCGCAUAAUACAUUCCGUAUCCAUUGUGCGAUUGUCAAUCAAGGUGGCGAUUCAGAUGUGAAGAUUAUCGGACUGGAUGACAAGAACUUCCUUUCUGCGCCGCUGGUAGAUGUCGUUGCCGGAAUUGGGUACCCACAUCCAAAAACAUUCACCUUGAAAGUGCCGAAAGGAUUGGACUUCCGCUCCAAAGACCUCAUCUGGACGUAUCGAGAAGGCGAUAUCACUGGACCGACUCCAGCACGAUAUGAUCUGCGCGAUCACAGUACCGGAGGUGCUCUGAUUGCAAGUCUGACAACCACAAAGGAGGGCAAGAAGCGGACAGCAGUACAAUGGUUUAUCAACCCCGAGAGUGAGCUGGAGCAGGCUGUUCUGAUCAUGUCUUGCAUUGGCAUUGUCACAAGAUUAUCAAGGAAGGCCAAGUUCUACGAUGACAGGGGGAUGUACUCGAAGUGGAGAUACUUUUGGUGGAUGUCAACAUUAUCUGCAGUUGCAGUUGCUUAG